UCUGAACCCAAGAGCAGGCACAGGGGCCAAGCAGAAGGAAGUGAAUCCCUGGGGCCAGAAAGGCCCUGCUUCCCGGAAGGGCCUCAUGUCCUGUGGGGGGCUGGGCAGACAAACAUAUUGAGCCUGGCUGCCCAGCCAGGGCCACUCGCUUGCUGCUGCCUGAGAGCCAUGCUUGCUGCUGCCCUCCUGAGCCUGGCCCUGCUGGACAGUGUCCAUGCCUGCUCCACGAGCCCCCCGUCUGCAGUGGGCAUUGUGUGCCGUAUCACCAAACCUGCCUUCCUGGUGUUGAACCAGGAGACGGCCAAGGUGAUCCAGACAGCCUUCCAGCGGGCCAGCUACCCCGACAUCAAGGGUGAGAAGGCCGUGGUGCUGCUUGGCCACAUCAAGUAUGGUCUGCACAACAUCCAGAUCAGUCACCUGACCAUUGCCAGCAGCCAGGUGGAGCUGGCAGAAGCCAAGUCCAUUGAUAUCUCCAUCCAAAACGUAUCUGUGAUCUUCAAGGGGACCCUGAACUAUGGCUACAUGAGUGCCUGGGGGUUGAGCAUUAAUCAAUCUGUUGGCUUCGAGAUCGACUCUGCCAUUGAUCUCCAGAUCAACACGCAGCUGAUCUGUGACUCUGGCAGAGUGCGGACCGAUGCCCUCGACUGCCACCUGUCCUUCCACAAGCUGCUCCUGAAUCUCCACGGGGAGCAUGAGCCCGGGUGGAUCAAGCGGCUGUUCACAAACUUCAUCUCCUUCACCCUACAGCUGGUCCUGAAGGGACAGGUCUGCAAAGAGAUCAGUGUCAUCUCCAACGGCAUGGCUGACUUUGUCCAGUCGAGGGCUGCCAGCAUCCUCUCUGAUGGGGACAUCGGGGUGGACAUCUCCCUGACGGGAUUGCCCAUCAUCACAGCCACCUACCUGGAGUCCCAUCACAAGGGUUGUUUCAUCUACAAAAACGUCUCAGAGGACCUCAUACUGCCCGCCUUUUCACCCUCACUGCUGGGGGACUCCCGCAUGCUCUACUUCUGGUUCUCUGAGCAAGUUCUGGACUCCCUGGCCAAGGCUGCCUUCCAGGAUGGCCGCCUCACACUCAACCUGACGGGGGACAAGUUCAAGCUUUUCAGCAGCUUCCCUCUCAGCCAGGCCCAAGUAACCGUCCAUUGCCUCACGAGGCCCAGGAUCUCCUGUCAAAAUAAGGGCGUCGUGGUCAGUUCUUCUGUGAUGGUGAAAUUCCUCUUCCCACACCCAGAUGGGCGGCAUUCAGUGGCUCACAGUUUUGAAGAGGAUAUCAUCACUACCAUCCAGGCCUCCUAUUCCCAGAAAAAGCUCUUCUUAAGCCUCCUGGAUUUCCAGAUUACACCAAAGACUGCUUCCAAUGAGUCUGAGGUAGGUAGUCUUGGGAGAAAUAAGACCUGUUGGGCUUCAUGCCUUAAGAAAGGAGAAGGCCUUAAAGGAAAUCAGGCAAUGGGACCAAAAGAAAUUAAAUCAGAUGGUCCUUCCAUGUCUCUUGUGACUCUUCUCCCCACUAUGUCUGUCAGGAGAGCCCUUGUGUCACAGAAAUGGGGUCAUAGUGGUAUGACUGGGGGAGCAGAAGAGUACUGGCCGCCUUUCCUCUCCCUGGAUCUCUGUGAAUGGCAUAAGAACCCUAGCCCUCCCUAGGGUCUGGAGGGAUCAUUCAGGAGAGCCACUGUCUGGGGGACAGGAGGAGAGGGAUAGGUCAUGAUUACUUUUUCAU
Messenger RNA from Fukomys damarensis (Damara mole-rat), 1717 nucleotides. RefSeq names its product cholesteryl ester transfer protein (gene Cetp). NCBI's taxonomy places the organism in Eukaryota, Metazoa, Chordata, Mammalia, Rodentia, Bathyergidae. The transcript has 12 exons. Gene Ontology annotation, biological process: cholesterol homeostasis; phosphatidylcholine metabolic process; cholesterol metabolic process. Gene Ontology annotation, cellular component: high-density lipoprotein particle. The record is from RefSeq and is a predicted model, not a curated record. Gene Ontology annotation, molecular function: cholesterol binding; triglyceride binding; cholesterol transfer activity. The coding region runs from base 169 to 1641 and encodes 490 amino acids.